Molecule: messenger RNA, 1022 nt
Organism: Vitrella brassicaformis
Lineage: Eukaryota; Vitrellaceae
Source: the annotation of a GenBank genome assembly
CAUCCCAAGAGUGAUGCAGGCCAAGAUGCAGCAUCUGUCCUCUCAGGUAAAAGAUGCAUGCAAAUCGCAUGCUUUGGUCACCUUUUUUAACUCUCGGUGUCCACGUGUUCUCUCAGGUUUUGACUUCGCUAAUCUUCGCCUCGUUCGACUUAUUGACCGACUUGGCCGUCCCAUAUGGUUAGUGCAUAGUACAUAUACAUAAGACCAAUGGCGACCAUCGUUGGAUUGUCGUUUGGUGUGUUUCUGGGUGCAGUGGUGGUUGCUAGUGGUACACUCAAGAGAGCUUUGAUGCGGUGCCUGUCCUCAUGGAAAGUCCGACAUCAGCACUCAAACGAGACGCCCGAUACCGUUACUGGCGAAGACACCCACAACACUGAAGAAACAAUAACCGACAAGCAGCCGCCGGCCAAGCUGCUCAGCCGUCUGUCCACCACUGUGAUGAGCUUCUACACAGGGAGUAGUCGCACAGGUGCCAGCACUCUCUUCAGCCGCCAAUCGCUGAGGUCCCUGAGCUCAUUUCUCGAUGUCCCCACACGAGUUGUCCAGUUCAAGCUUCACCCGAUAUUCCUCAGGAGGCUCAGCGACGUAAGGGAGGAGCAUGUCAGUUUUCUUUAUACCUUCAAAUCACACGUCUCCCCCAUUUUCUGGCUGAUUUCCGUCGACGGAUGAUGAAUGCAGCAGAUGCACGCUUACGGGUUGGCGGAACUAACGGUGCUUAUUCUCACAAACGCAUCUAUCAUCACUCUCGGCCAGGUGCUCUCUCCAUCACUUCCGCAGCUGCUUGAACGAGUGGCCGGUCUGCUGAUCAUGGUGCUUAUCGAGGUGGUCUUUGAGGGCAUACUAUUCGUUUGGCUUGUCCGAUCCGCCGAUUUGCCUCUCCUGAGAAGCAUGGCGGAGCCCGGUGUUAUGAAAAUGCACUUGGUUGGACUGGCAACCGCCGGCGGCAUAUUCAUUAUACGUGGAGGGCCAUACUUGCUGCUUUUACUGUUGAGUGCUAUGGAUGAAAGCAGAUACGAACGAAU